AUGUUCUCCACACAGCCAAACGGAGCUGAUAGUGGCACAAUCAAUCCCGCUGCCCUCAACACCCCUGACCCAUUGAACCCGAGGUCCCGCGGCGUCAAGCGGAGCCGGUCGCCCGAGAACUACCAGGGGCCUACUCCUGGGGAUGCCGGUAGUGAUUCCAAUCCAAGAAAACGAGGAAGACCAAUGAAGUCCAGGCCUGUUGGGAGCCUGUCGGAGUCUGCCGGUCAGGCUCCGGUCGCCAACGUGCACCCGGCUGUCGGCCCUCCGCACACCCCGCACAAUCCCAACGCUCCCUUGCCAGGCCAGCCCGUUGCAUACGCGCCUACUCAAACGUCGCCUCCUCCACCUAAGCCCACGCCGACGAAGACGCCUACCUUGAAGGCCCUGCCGACCGUUCGGGAUCACACGACCGACCAGCUGAACACUGCGGGUGAUGAAUAUCUUCCGCGUGAGAUUGAUGAGUUUGGGGAGAAGAAGGUAAUGCCAAAUGGGCAGUUGCUCGGCGGGCGGACCUACCGCUGCAGGACUUUCCACGUCCCAAACCGCGGCGACAAGCUGUUCAUGCUCGCCACCGAGUGCGCUCGCGUUCUAGGCUAUCGCGACUCGUACCUGCUGUUCAAUAAGAAUCGGUCUCUGUUUAAGAUCAUCGCGAGUCAACCCGAAAAAGAUGAUCUUGUUAGCCAGGAAAUCUUGCCGUUUUCAUACAGGUCUAGGCAGAUUGCCAUCGUUACGGCGCGGUCCAUGUUCCGGCAGUUUGGUAGUCGCGUCAUCGAGAACGGCCGGAGAGUUCGUGACGACUAUUGGGAGACGAAAGCCCGCAAGCAAGGUUUCACGGAAGCCGACCCCGCCGGGGAGAAACGCCCAGGCCAGGCCAAGGCAAGAGAAGCCGCCGAAGCGCAACAACAAGCCCUGAUGGGAGGCCCUCAGGGCGAGAUAGUUUACAGCAACGCGCCGGCGCAAUUUCCUGGGGCUCCUCCGCAGCCCCAGAUGGUCCAACCAGGUAUGCUUGGAGCGCCGACGACGGGUAACACGCCGAGGAUGCCCAUGAUAACACUAGGUUCAGACCUCAAUGAUACCCGAGCCCGGGACUAUAGCAGCGUCAACCUCAAGGGCGGUCCUCGACAGGAGAUGACUGGCCCCCCGUACCAAGACCAGACCAGGCCCACUCCGCAAGGCGAGGUUAACGCCCAGGCACACCACGCUGCUGAGUACAACCGGGUCAUUAACCAACAACGGGAUAUGCGCCAUAAUUACGUCCAGGACAUUUGGAGGCGUCCUCAUGAGCAGCCUCAGACGACAAGCCUGAACCACAUCAUGGGCACGUCCGAAGCUCCCGUCCCCACGAGUCGUGCCGCCGCCCAGUCGCCGCACGCGGCGGCUGGUGGAAUGCCCCAGCCUGGACUGGUCCCCAACCAAAGCCCUCAGCAGCUCUUGAUGUCGAAUCCCUCCUCCUAUUCCCAGUCGACACAUGCGCAGAGCCCAAUCAGUCAAGCUCCAAUGAGAGGUAUGACACGAAAUUCACCCUCGAUGAACAACAGACCAACGUCGUCGUUAGGCUCGGGAAGUCAGCAGCAAGGUGGUCAAAAUUAUCACUAUCCUGGAAGCUCCGGACAGAUGUGGUCGCAGACGGCUCAGACGCCACAGCAGAGCUACUCGGGCUACACGACACAAGCUCAGCAGUCCCAUCCGCAGCAGUCGCCUGCCCCUCAGCUGCGCCAUUCCACCAGCGGAGUGCAACCCGGCAUGCAGUUUUCGGGCAUGCCCGGCAUGAACCAAAGCUACAGUUCGAGUCAGGGAAUGUACUCGACCGACCAGACACCACGCCAGUACAUGCCUCAGCCUAACACUGGCGCGCCGGCCGUCACCCAAGCCUGGUCCAACCAGCAGUCGCCCCCUGCGCAGUGGUGGGCUAACCAACCUCAGUAA
This is a messenger RNA of Sodiomyces alkalinus F11, 1926 nucleotides long. RefSeq lists its product as hypothetical. The transcript is spliced from 3 exons. The record is from RefSeq and is a predicted model, not a curated record. NCBI's taxonomy places the organism in Eukaryota, Fungi, Ascomycota, Sordariomycetes, Glomerellales, Plectosphaerellaceae. Gene Ontology annotation, molecular function: chromatin DNA binding. Bases 1 to 1926 code for a protein of 641 amino acids. Gene Ontology annotation, cellular component: nucleus.